AUGUAUACAAUAUAUGUACUAACAGCGUACUGUUAUGUACAGGCAUACUCGGCGGCAGCGUCGUUCGUACCCAGGCUGACCGACAGAGUCCUCCGGCAUCUCAACCCGCAGCCAGGGGACAAGGUGCUCGACGUUGGCUGUGGAGACGGCCAGUUCACCAGCAAAUUCGUCUCUGCCGUCGCUGCAGUGCUGGGCGUCGACUCUUCCGCGGCCAUGGUCGAGUCGGCUCGCAGGCUGCAUCACCGCAGCUCGCACGCAGACUUUCGCGUGGUGGACUGCAGAUACCUCGGGCAGACCGACAUCGUCGACGGCUCCUGGGAUAAGGUGGUAUCGAAUGCGGCGCUGCACUGGAUCCUGAGGGACGGCAGCACCAGAGUCUCUGUGCUCAAGGCCGUCUACGACUCUCUCAGGCCCGGUGGCGCGUUCGUCUUCGAGAUGGGCGGCCACGGCAACGUCGCGGAGGUGCAUACGGCCUUGCUUGCCGCCCUAGUGCGCCAUGGUCUGUCUCCAGACGCGGCCAGAGACGCCAGCCCCUGGUUCUUCCCCUCGGAUGACUGGAUGAGAAGCACGCUCGAGGGCCUUGGUUUUGUUGUCGACCUGCUCGAGGUCGAGUACAGGCCUACCAGGCUCACCGUCGACGCUCACGGCGGUAUCGAGGGCUGGGUCAGGCUGAUGGGUGCGUCUAUGCUGGAGGCUCUCCCGCUUACUGCCCGUGAAGACGCCGUCAGCUCGACCUGUGAGCUGUUGAAGUCCAUCAUCUACCGUGAGGACGGGAGCAGCUGGCUGGGCUACGUCCGUCUACGCGGGGUCGCUCUUAAACCAGGUCGCUAA
Messenger RNA from Microsporum canis CBS 113480, 831 nucleotides. RefSeq names its product methyltransferase type 11. The transcript is spliced from 2 exons. Lineage: Eukaryota; Fungi; Ascomycota; Eurotiomycetes; Onygenales; Arthrodermataceae. The record is from RefSeq and is a predicted model, not a curated record. Bases 1 to 831 code for a protein of 276 amino acids.